AAGGAGCCCAAGCCCGAGCCCGAGCCCUAGCCGGAGCCCGAGCCCGAGCCGGAGCGGGAGCGGAGCUUAGCCACCGCCGCCUCUAGGUCCCAGGCGCCCGCCUCUUUUUGCUCCAGGUCCAGCCCCAGCCCCAGCCUGGGACUCGUCCCUUGGGACGGCAGCAAAUCGCAGCCUCCGGGUCAGUCCAGCUUGGUCCGGCCCGAAUCUAGAGCCCGGCCCAGGAUGGCAGCAGAGGCCCCUGCCCCCGGUCCCAGUCGUUUCCGGCCCGGUGCAGCGUCCAGCCCCGCCUCUGAAGGACCUCCCAACAGCAGUCCCUGGGAGCCUGGCGUCCCUGCCCCAGCCCGCUUCCCCUACACUAGAUGAACUGCGGCCCGGACUUCCGGCUCCCCAAGUUCUGCACCCCUCUGCCUACCCCCAGGCCGUGCACCACGAUCUCCAGCAACUGAAGCCCCUUCGCACUGCACCCUCCAGUUCCAUCCCCCGGAUCCGUCAGCCUUGCGCCCGCCACCCCCUCAGCCCUCCCUCCUCCCCCUCUUGCAGCUCUAAUCCCCUUCCCCUCUUCACUUCCCCCGUCCCGCAUCCUCGGUCCCUCCAGGGCCCCAGACCCCCCCUGGCCUUGCGAGCCUUUCCCGAGCUCUCCAGCCAGCCCCAGGACCUAAGAACCUCGGGUCCUCUACUUCUUGGGUAGGGGUUCCUCGUAGUCGCCCCCGCCCCCUCCGUUCCCCUGAGCUCGCGCCCCCAGCGGCGGCGCCAUGGCCAAGGACCAACUGCGGCCCCGGCUGUGCCGGAUGAUCAAGGGCGAGCAGGGCUACGGUUUUCACCUGCACGGAGAGAAGGGCAAGAGUGGCCAAUUCAUUCGCAAGGUGGAGCCCGGCUCCCCGGCGGAGGCGGCGGCGCUACGCGCUGGGGACCGACUGGUGGAGGUGAAUGGGGUCAACGUGGAGAAGGAGACGCACCUCCAGGUGGGCCCGAGGAUUGUUGUGCGUGUGCGGUCUGUGGAGGGUGAGACCCGGCUCCUGGUGGUGGAAAAGGAGACUGACGAAUACCUGGCCAGCCUGCACCUGACUUGCACAGAGGAGAUGGCUCAUCACGGAGUCCUGCCUUCAGCUUCCAUAUCCCCCCAGGAUAAUGGCAACUUGUGGGAGCCCCAGCCAGAGAGCCGAUCCCCAAGGGCUGGGGGGGGGCAGCUUCAGCAGCCAGAAGCCCUCUGCAACAAACACAAGGACAAAUGUCAAGCAGAAGCUGCUCGGGGCCCCCCGAGGCAGCGGCCGCCACAGGGGGGUGGGAGAAGAAUGCAGGGGCUGACCACACCUGGCUGUCAGCCGCUCCUCAGACAAAGGGUCUGGCCCCCGCCCUGCCUGUCCCAGUCCCCUGGGUCCCCCAGGAUCCCUGGGCCGGGGGAGGAGGUAAAUAAGAGGCUGUCUGUACUCAGUUGGGGACAGAAUUGUGUUCUCUCCCUGCGGGAUAGCUGUGUCCGAGUGUCCAUCCAGAUGGCUCGAUCUGGGAUUGCUGCUCAACCUCCCAGAGCCCCUCCGAGGAGUCCCCCCUGGGCAGGCAUACAGGAUGUGCCUGGCACCCCCCGGGAGCUGCGCCCACGUCUCUGCCACCUCCACAAAGGCCCCAACGGCUAUGGCUUCAAUCUGCAUAGUGAGAAGUCCCGACCAGGGCAGUACAUUCGGCUGUGGAUGCUGGCUCACCCGCCUGCCCACUCUGGCCUUCGACCCCAGGACCGGUUAAUUGAGGUAAAUGGCCGAAAUGUAGAGGGACUUCGUCACGCAGAAGAAGUUGUGUCCAGCAUCAAGGCCCAUGAGAUGAAGCACGGGCUGCUUGUGGUGGACCCUGAGACUGAUGCCUAUUUCAAGAGGCUGCGGGUGGUGCCUACUGAAGAACACGUCACAGGUCCACUGCCUUCCUUGAUUACCAAUGGGAUGAGCCACCACAGAUCAAUGGCGGCUCGACCCUGCUCGUCUCGGACGGACCUGCAGAAUGUGGACAGGGACACAGAGGACAAUGACAUGGCCAAGAGGGACCCAUUCCAGGAGAGCGGGCUCCACCUGAGCCCCACAGCAGCAGAGGCCAAGGAGAAGGCCCGGGCAAAGCGAGUCAACAAGAGGGCACCGCAGAUGGACUGGAACAAGAAGCGAGAGAUUUUUAGCAACUUCUGAACCCCUGUUCCUUCCCCAUCCCCCACAGCCGGUGGCUCCUCCUGCUUCUCCCUGAAGGAAGGGAACUAGGGAACUCCCUGCCAGGAGGCACAGGCUUUGUGCUCAACUGCCCCACCCCCUUCCUGAGUCCAGAGCUCCAAUAGUAUCUCCAACCUGUGUCUGAGGAGCCUCCGGCUGAGGUUGGGGAGGGGAGAACUUCCUCUUGGUCCCAAGGAUUUGGCCUGGUCUGUUUCCCUCCCAAGUCCCACUGCCUGCCUGCACCCUUGCUGCUGGAAGAGCUACUUCCCUGCCCCCCCCCACCCCCCUCACCCCGACCAGAGCCUCAGUGAGGCAGGACAGAGAAUGGGGGUCUCUUUAGCUCCAGGAGCUAAACCUGACCCUGGGGGCUGGACCCUUGCUACAAUUCCUGCUGUCUGUUCUUGUCUCUUUGGGGACAUAUUCCCUGAGAGGAGGGAGAGAGAGAGAGAGAUUGAGACGCAGACAGAGAGGAAACAGACAAAGAAAGAUAGAGGCCCAGUAAGAGAGAGACCCUUUAUUAUUGUGUUAUUUUAUUUUUCAUUGGCCAGUGGAUUUUAAGGGAAUUUUUGUGUUACACAUGUUUUCAUUUACUGCCAGGAAUCUUCCCUCCCCCCAUAAGGUCUCAGUCUCCUCUCUCUCUCUCUCUCUCAUCUUCUCUCUCUCCUCCUCUCUCUCUCUCUCUCUCUGUCUUUCUCAGGCAGCAAAACAAACUCUCUGCAGUCCCCCUUCCCUUCCCCAAUCACUAUUCCUCUCCUGUUAAGUCACAGAGAGCAGGGGGACCAAGGCCAGAAUUGGCAGCUGACAAGCCCUGUGGGUGGUUAGGAGGGAAGGAAGCUCAUUUGGGGCUGUGAGCCAACCUUGCCAGUCUGGGGUCUCUCAGGAGGUUGCCUCCAUCUGGGGAUGCUGGAAAUAACUCAAGGGACCAUCCUAGGUCCCUGGAGGCAAUGUAGGGGCCCCCAGAACUGAGGGGCCCCCUGCUCCUUGUCACCUGGGCCUGAGCUUUGCUGCCUUAUGCUCCAUGUGUGCCUAGAACCUGGGUCAAGCCCUAGUUACUGGUGGGCCAGGGUCACCCUGCUCUGCAUGAACCUCAUUGGGCAGUUGGCUGCUGAACCAUAAUCCUCUCCAGCAACCUUUUCUCGGAUGGGCUGAGCUUGGUAACCAAGGCACCUACAGCUUCUGCAUCUUCUAGCCCUGCUUCUCAGAUUGGCUCUUCAGUGCUUUAAGCCUCCUUGGCAAUCGCCCACCCCUUCCUUGGGACAGCCUCUUGCCUUGGAGCCUGGAGGACAAGCAAUGCAGACCUUCUGGGAGUUUCUUUUUUAACCCACCCAGUCUUUCAGCUGCUGACUGAUUUGCAUUGAAGACAAAUGUUUUGGACUGGGGAAUGUAUGCUUUGAACCCUAUUGGGGUCAAUUAUUAAAAUGUCUUUGGGUCUUUUCCUCUUCCCAAAGUCACUGCCAACCCUCCUAGACGAGAGCAACCAGAGACAGUUUGUGGAAAAGGACAUGGCCUGGAGGAAGAUGGGGUCCCAGGUGGGGAAAAAGGUCUCUGUAUACUGUUCUGUAAAUGUUAUAAAGUGCCUCCUUAGGACUGUCCUGGGUGUCCCAGCCCAUUCAGGGAGGGCUGAACUCUGGGGGUGGGUAGGGAAGGGAAGGGUCUUAGGAAAGUGCUCAGGGCUGGGGGAAAAAAGAGACAGGUUUGCUUUGAUAAGUUUGUUCUGUUUUAUUGGGGUGGGGAGUGAAGAUGGAGUGAGGAUAGAGUGAGGGAGUAUCAUGGUGAGGUUGGGGGCAGGGGUCUUUGAUGCACAGCAGCAACUGGGGUCCCAGAUCUGAUUGGAGAGUGGUGUUGUUUGGGUGUUUUACACCCAGCUGGCCCCUGGGAACUGGUGCCACCUUCACUGACUGGAGAAUGCUCUCCUGGUUGUUUGGUGCUCCUGAAGAGACAACCAAUGGAUGGAGUGAUUCUGGCACAGAAACCCGUAUGAGUUCAACUCACUGUCACACUGGUAUGGGCCACUCUGGCCUCUAGGUGUAGGGCCCAAACCUUCCUGAACACGGGAUCUUCCUUCCAUGUAAAAAGGCAAGACACAGAGUAGACUGCCUUCUCUUAGUGUAAGGGCCAAAACUGGUGGGCACACCCUCACCCACAGACUUCAGGAGGGGGGCUUACAGUGGCAGUUAUCAUGGGGAAGGCAGAAACAAGUUGUUACUCAGCUGAAAUCAUGUAUGCAGGAUUGCAAAUACACACUUAAGCUUCCCCUGAUAGGGCACCCCUAGAGAUCACCUAGCUCUCUUUCUUGUAGUAUGAUAGUAAUAACUGCUUUCUUUCUCCUCCCUCCACUUACUUGGAAACCAAUGCAAGUAUAAGCUGUCGGCUUGUAAGCUGUAAUGUGCACUGUUAACAUUGAUAUAAACUUGGAAUUGCCAUGUACAGUAAAGAUAGGCUGCUAAGCUGUAAGAAA
Molecule: messenger RNA, 4641 nt
Organism: Dromiciops gliroides (monito del monte)
Lineage: Eukaryota; Metazoa; Chordata; Mammalia; Microbiotheria; Microbiotheriidae
Gene: NHERF2
Product: SLC9A3 regulator 2
Biological process (GO): protein localization to plasma membrane
Cellular component (GO): apical plasma membrane
Molecular function (GO): signaling receptor binding; protein-membrane adaptor activity
Source: RefSeq, a predicted model, not a curated record